AUGUCUACCGAGGCUUUCAACCCGAAUCCUGUUAUCUUUGCGACAGCUAAAGCAGCUCGCGCAGUACCUGCUUAUGCAAGAGCAAACUCACUCUGGCUGGAUUCAAGCGAAGAUGUGCGUGAAGAGGGGGACGAGUCAAACGAUGUCGAGGAGAUUGACCAGGACGAAAUAUUUGAGUUGAUACGAUCUAUCUCGGACCCUGAACACAGGAACAUGACUCUUGAACAACUUGCCGUUGUCUCUGCCCCUCAAAUCACGUUUGACCCACGGUCGCCCAACCAACUCACCGUCGAGUUCACGCCGACAGUACCACACUGCGGAAUGAGCACAUUUAUAGGCCUCUCCAUCCGGGUCCGACUUCUGCGCAGCCUGCCCACGCGGUACAAGGUAGACAUUCGCGUAAAGCCAGGAUCACAUCAGAGCGAGCAAGCACUUAAUAAACAGCUCAAUGACAAAGAACGAGUCGCCGCUGCCCUGGAGAAUCCCGCGCUGGUGGAGGUUCUGGAGCAAUGUCUGUCCACAGUAGGCGACAGCCCCGAAACAGCCGCGUAG
This is a messenger RNA of Postia placenta MAD-698-R-SB12, 552 nucleotides long. RefSeq lists its product as hypothetical. NCBI's taxonomy places the organism in Eukaryota, Fungi, Basidiomycota, Agaricomycetes, Polyporales, Adustoporiaceae. The transcript has 4 exons. Gene Ontology annotation, biological process: iron-sulfur cluster assembly. The coding region runs from base 1 to 552 and encodes 183 amino acids. The record is from RefSeq and is a predicted model, not a curated record.